AUGAUUUUGAUUGCUACUCUGGAGCAUGCUUUCUCCCGAUUUCCUAGCAUCAUCACAUGGUGGUCCUUGACGUUUCUUUUGGCCAGAGGACAUCUGCUUCUUGACUUGAAUCAUCCGCCGGCAGGGACCUUGGAUGAAGCCCUAUCAUCCAGGAUCGCAACUCCCGAGCUGAUAUUCGACUUGAACCAGCCGCCGCCAGGAAGCUCGGAUGAAGUCCUUCUAUCCAAAGUCCCACCGACUGAGCUGAUCACGAGGAUGAGAACAAUAAAACCCCCAUCGGAGCGAACAUCUGAAGGAGGACAACCUUUCAGCGUAAAUCAACCUACCAGCCCUGCGUGUCAACUGCUUGCUUCGGUUGAUCCCCCCUCUGAAUCUAUCAUCCCAGGGCCCACUGCACAAGACAAUCCGACCCAGGACCACUCGAGGUCUCAAGAAAUAGCCGCUGUGGAUGAGUUGAUGGUGGCAAGCAAGACAAGUCAACCUGUCCCUGACAAUGGCAGUAACCAUAAGCAACCCAGAUUGUCCUGUGCGAUAUUAGAAUCCAGUCAGCAAUCGAAGCGCUUGAAAAUUGGACCACCGGAAACCAAAUUGCCGGUUACAUCAUUCACGGAGCAGGCGAACCUCAACGAUUCCAAGUAUGGGUUGUCAAUCAUCAAAGCGCAAGUUGUCGAGGAACUACUCCAUAAACACAGUCUCAAAUUCAAUCGACAGAUCAAGGGCUUGCAGAUCUACCUUCGUUCUCCAGAAGACACGCACACAUCCUUGCCGUUCGCCCGGUUUCGUCAGAUAAACGCAAACUACGGAAAGGUGUUUAGGGUGCUGAAUGAUUCCAAAAAAUUCGCUCAGGCCAAUACUGAGCUAUCUUGGUUAUAUAACCAUUUGAUAGCAUCAUUGUACAAGCUUCAUGGUGAUUUUUUAUCGAGCUUCUUCAGCAUAACAACAUUGGCUCACAGAAUAGAACAAGAAAAACUCUUAGACUGGUUGGAUGAAUCCAUCUUUAGUCCCGUUGGAAGUCCUCCGAUAUUAGGACUUGUCAAGGAACCGUACCUGUUGUGGAGAGUGAAUGAUCACAGGAUGAAAUUCGGUCCUAUUCAAUUGGAAUUGAUAAGAUAUUUUUCUCAAAGCCGAGGGGAUGCUGGUGCAAAUAUGCACCUUACGACCUUCCGUCUCCUGAAGGCGUAUCAAGGUCCAAAUUUGAGCAAAUAUUCAGCCUUAACUGAACCACCCAAUCUCGCCUACGAGGAGCCAAGUGAGAUUUCAAUCAAACCACAUUUCAAGGAAGCAUUGAAUUUUAUAUCGAACAUAGCUGUUGACUCAAGAUAUCAGAGAACACUGGAAUCGAAAAUUCAUCCAGCCGAUCCAGACUAUAAAUUGUUUAUGGCACCGAUUUCAGACUUUCAGGCACAUAUACAAAAGGUGAUCAUUCACAAGGCAUUUCUCAGAAGCUAUCAUCCAAAAAUCCCAAUCAUCAUGUUCUUUUCCAAAACAAAUGAUGGCCCGCGGAUCUUGAGGAUCACAAGCUCAAUCGGCGGAUCAACAUACGAUGAAAACUACAUGACGGCUAAGCUCAGAAGCGUGCUCAAAUCAGUGGAUUUUUUACAUGGGAUGUGA
Messenger RNA from Puccinia graminis f. sp. tritici CRL 75-36-700-3, 1611 nucleotides. RefSeq lists its product as uncharacterized. Bases 1 to 1611 code for a protein of 536 amino acids. The record is from RefSeq and is a predicted model, not a curated record. Lineage: Eukaryota; Fungi; Basidiomycota; Pucciniomycetes; Pucciniales; Pucciniaceae. The transcript has 5 exons.